UCGUUCAAGUUUUUCUCACAAACAAAUAUUUUAAAAAGACGGGAGGGAGCGAGGAGACAAGUGGGGGUUGCCGUAUUUGUUCAGAAUCCGUCGUCACUGAUCACUUACGCAUCAUUCCUCUUUUCUUUCUCCGGAGACCAAAUCGGAAAAUUGAUUCCUCUCGUUCGCCGUAAACCUAAUGCCGGAAGACUCUUCGUCGAUUGACUACGUCAUGGAGAAGGCAUCGGGGCCUCACUUCUCCGGUCUUCGCCUCGACGGCCUUCUCUCUUCUCCGUCGAAGUCCUCCAUCUCUUCUCCUUCUCACUUCCGCUCCGCCGUUCCGCCGUUCUCCCUGAUCUCCGACCCAGCCGCGCCUAAUCAGCCCUUCGUCAUCGGAGUUACUGGUGGUACUGCUUCUGGUAAGACCACGGUGUGUGACAUGAUCAUCCAGCAACUUCAUGAUCAUCGCAUAGUUCUAGUUAACCAGGAUUCCUUUUACCGUGGUUUGACAUCUGAAGAACUGGCUCGUGUUCAAGAAUACAAUUUUGAUCAUCCUGAUGCCUUUGACACUGAGCAGCUUUUGCAUUGCAUUAAUACACUCAAGAGUGGACAACCCUAUCAAGUUCCAAUUUACGACUUCAAGACCCAUCAGCGUAAAGCUGAUGCUUUUCGCCAGGUCAAUGCUUGUGAUGUCAUAAUUUUGGAAGGGAUUCUUGUUUUCCAUGACUCACGAGUUCGGGAUCUGAUGAAUAUGAAGAUCUUCGUUGACACAGAUGCUGAUGUGAGACUUGCUCGCAGAAUCAGGCGUGACACGGUUGAGAGGGGUAGAGAUAUUGAUUCUGUGCUUGAACAGUAUGCAAAGUUUGUGAAGCCCGCAUUUGAUGAUUUUGUGCUCCCUUCAAAGAAAUAUGCGGAUGUGAUAAUUCCCAGAGGAGGUGACAAUCACGUUGCAGUUGAUUUGAUUGUGCAACAUAUCCACACAAAACUUGGGCAACAUGAUCUCUGCAAAAUCUACCCAAAUGUUUUUGUUAUCCAAUCAACAUUUCAGAUAAGAGGCAUGCAUACACUUAUACGAGAGAAGGACAUAUCAAAACAUGACUUUGUGUUUUACUCAGAUCGCCUCAUUCGUCUGGUUGUGGAGCAUGGUCUUGGCCAUUUGCCAUUCACUGAGAAACAAGUAGUUACUCCAACAGGAGCUGUGUAUAGCGGUGUUGAUUUCUGCAAGAAACUUUGUGGGGUCUCAGUCAUUAGAAGUGGGGAAAGCAUGGAAAACGCUUUACGCGCAUGCUGCAAAGGGAUUAAAAUAGGGAAGAUUCUUAUCCAUCGUGUAGGUGACAAUGGAAUGCAGGUUUGCGCCUUUAACAGUUUACAAAGAUCAUGUCUCUUUUCUAAAACAAAUAAACUUUUAAAAAUUCUUCCUCGCAUUAUGAAUCAGCUAAUAUAUGAGAAGCUUCCAAGUGAUAUCUCCGAGCGCCAUGUCCUGCUUAUGGAUCCCGUUUUAGGCACAGGUAACUCUGCAAGUCAAGCGAUAGAACUACUCAUACAGAAAGGAGUGCCUGAAUCCCACAUUAUAUUCCUCAAUCUUAUCUCGGCUCCAGAAGGAAUCCAUUGCGUCUGCAAACGGUUUCCAUCGUUGAAGAUUGUGACAUCGGAAAUAGAUGUGUGUAUAAACGAAGAGUAUCGGGUUAUACCAGGCUUGGGUGAGUUUGGUGAUCGCUACUUUGGUACUGACGAUUAAAAGUACUUGCUGAAUCUCUGUUUGGAAAAAAAUCCUGCGCAAUGGGUUGUUAUGUCUUUGUGUGUGUGUGGGCAUGAUGAAGUUGCGACCAUAUUAUCAAAACUUGAACACCACGGGAAGGGUUUGAACGUUUGUUUUUCUUCUCCUUUUUUGUACAUAGUUUGAUUUCGAUCAACAGACCCCAUUAUUCCGGUUAACACACUUAUUCAAUGGCGUGUUUCACUC
Brassica napus (rape) is the source of this 1942-nucleotide messenger RNA. Its product is annotated as uridine/cytidine kinase UKL1, chloroplastic-like. The transcript is spliced from 13 exons. The record is from RefSeq and is a predicted model, not a curated record. Lineage: Eukaryota; Viridiplantae; Streptophyta; Magnoliopsida; Brassicales; Brassicaceae. The coding region runs from base 179 to 1717 and encodes 512 amino acids. Gene Ontology annotation, molecular function: ATP binding; kinase activity. Gene Ontology annotation, cellular component: cytoplasm; chloroplast.